AUGUCCGACUCCAAGGCCUCCAACCCCAUGCGGGAGCUCCGCAUCCAGAAGCUCGUCCUCAACAUCUCCGUCGGCGAGUCUGGUGAUCGUCUCACUCGUGCCGCCAAGGUGCUCGAGCAGCUUUCCGGUCAAACUCCCGUCUACUCCAAGGCCCGCUACACUGUCCGUACUUUCGGUAUCCGAAGGAACGAAAAGAUCGCUGUCCACGUCACCGUCCGUGGCCCCAAGGCCGAGGAGAUCCUCGAGCGUGGUCUCAAGGUCAAGGAGUACGAGCUCCGCAAGCGCAACUUCUCCGAGUCUGGUAACUUCGGUUUCGGUAUCAGCGAGCACAUCGACUUGGGUAUCAAGUACGACCCCAGCAUUGGUAUCUACGGUAUGGACUUCUACGUCUGCAUGACCCGCCCCGGUGAGCGUGUCGCCAAGCGCAGGAGGUGCCAGAGCAAGAUCGGCGCUUCCCACAAGGUCAACCAACAGGAGACCAUCAAGUGGUACAAGAACCGAUUCGAGGGUAUCGUCCGAUAA
This is a messenger RNA of Alternaria atra, 522 nucleotides long. RefSeq lists its product as uncharacterized. Bases 1 to 522 code for a protein of 173 amino acids. Gene Ontology annotation, biological process: translation. The record is from RefSeq and is a predicted model, not a curated record. NCBI's taxonomy places the organism in Eukaryota, Fungi, Ascomycota, Dothideomycetes, Pleosporales, Pleosporaceae. The transcript is spliced from 3 exons. Gene Ontology annotation, cellular component: cytosolic large ribosomal subunit; ribosome. Gene Ontology annotation, molecular function: structural constituent of ribosome; RNA binding.